GCUGGGAGUUCCGGGAUCGUGCCCUGAGACUUUUGUGGCGCUGCCUGCGGCUUCGCAGAGGACGGCGGCCGAGAGGCAGGUCGCGUUUUGGUUCGCGCGGAUCCGUGCGGCGUGAUGCGGUACAACGAGAAAGAGCUGCAGGCGCUGUCCCGGCAGCCCGCAGAGAUGGCAGCCGAACUGGGCAUGCGGGGCCCUAAGAAAGGGAGCGUGGCCAAGAGGCGGCUGGUGAAGCUGGUGGUGAAUUUCCUCUUCUACUUCCGCCCGGACGAGGCCGAGCCCCUCGGAGCCCUGUUGCUGGAGCGCUGCAGAGUGGCCCAGGAAGAGCCCGGCGGCUUCUCCAUCAGCUUUGUGGAAGACCUCAGCAGGAAGUAUCACUUCGAGUGCUGUAGCCAGGAGCAGUGUCAGGAGUGGAUGGAGGCUCUGCGGCGGGCCAGCUACGAGUACAUGCGACGAAGCCUCGUCUUCUACAGGAAUGAGAUCAGGAAGAUGACAGGCAAGGACCCUCUGGAGCAGUUUGGCAUCUCCGAGGAGGCCAGGUUCCAGCUGAAUAGCCUGCCGAAGGAUGGGCGGACUGCUUGUGUUGGCUCCCAGCUAGCUGUGUUGGACUGACCCUCACAGAGCCCCUGGGUA
Acomys russatus (golden spiny mouse) is the source of this 630-nucleotide messenger RNA. RefSeq names its product pleckstrin homology domain containing J1 (gene Plekhj1). The transcript is spliced from 6 exons. Lineage: Eukaryota; Metazoa; Chordata; Mammalia; Rodentia; Muridae. The record is from RefSeq and is a predicted model, not a curated record. Gene Ontology annotation, cellular component: early endosome; recycling endosome; trans-Golgi network. Bases 115 to 609 code for a protein of 164 amino acids. Gene Ontology annotation, biological process: retrograde transport, endosome to Golgi; receptor recycling; endosome organization.